Messenger RNA from Acipenser ruthenus (sterlet), 1541 nucleotides. Its product is annotated as CD48 antigen-like. The record is from RefSeq and is a predicted model, not a curated record. NCBI's taxonomy places the organism in Eukaryota, Metazoa, Chordata, Actinopteri, Acipenseriformes, Acipenseridae. The transcript has 5 exons. Bases 174 to 1010 code for a protein of 278 amino acids.
CCUCCCCCAACACUAACCUCUACUCUACACUGCUGCCCAGCUAUAAAAGGAUACAUUUGGUGUAUUCAACAAUAGGCAGGAAAUCACACAAUGCAUCUGGUUUGAGAUGGUGAAAGCAAACGAAACUUAGGUAGGGUACUUCUUUUUGUUUUUUAAGCACACCUGUAACUGGUAUGGAAUGGAAACUUGUCUUGUCAGAAAAACAUAAAAUGAUUUAUUUUUGGAAAAGCAUAAUCCUGUUGAGCAUUUCAUGUGGCAGGGCAGAGCCAGUAGCCCAGCAGGUGAAAGGGAUUGUGGGUGAAUCGGUCACUUUGACUGUGGAGAUACCAAACCUGCAGCCUGACACUGAAAUUGACUGGAGAUACGGGUCUGAGAAAACAGACUGGCUGAUUGCAAGGGUUCAGAGAGGCAGAAUUGAAGUUUAUGAGGACAGAUACAAAGCGAGGCUGCAGACAGACAACACGACAAGCGCUCUUCAGAUUAGCAGACUGGAGAAAGAGGACAGUGGACAUUACAUUGUGGAAGUGUACAGAAAAAUCAAAUUCCAGAAAAUAUUCCUUUUGUCCAUUUACGAUGCAGUUCCUAUCCCUCAAGUUAACAGGAGCAGUGAAGCCAGGGACAAUGAUUAUUGCAUUCUUCUGUGUUCAGUGACAGAAAGCAACAAUGUGCUUCUAUCCUGGCAAAGAAACUGGACUGAAGUGACUCAACCGAGCUCAACAAGCACAACCCGACUCCAACUGUCCAACUACGAACUACAGGGGGAGAACUCUACCAACACAUACGCCUGUGUGGCCAGCAACCCAGUCCACAAUCACACAGUAACCUUCACGCCUUCAGAUUACUGCCCUAGCACAGCGAUCAAAGAUUCUGUAUCCAGCUGGCUCAGCACUGAGCUGAUAGUGAGAGUGCUGCUGUUCACACUGCUGACUGCAGCCCUGAUCACAGUGUGUGUGUGGCUCUACAGGAACUGGAACAACCUCACCACACACGGGUACUGGAGUUACAUAUAACAGCAGUGAAAGGAGGAGUGUUGCCUGAGGUGAAACAGUGUACCCAAUGCUGCAGAUUGUACCACUGUCCAUUAUACCAGCCAAGCAAAUAUAAACCCAAUAAACGCCACCAUUUAAAAAAGCACUUGGAUGUGCAUCUAAAGGGUGCAGUGCAGUGUGAUGGUUUGUUAUUUAAUGGUUUUUACAUGCAGCAUUGUUGAAGGUUGUUUAAUGUAUUUAAUGAACAAUAUGAAUUUCAAGUAAAAUAUUGUGCAUAAAGUCAUUAAUACUUAUUGUUUACAUCUGUUUAUAAAGAAUGCUCAGGAAUACUCACUUGCAAAUACAGUAGGCUCCAUAAUUAUUCAUACCCUUUAUUCAGUGUAAAUGAAAUGGGGGGAUUAAAUUAAAACUUGACCCACCAGCUAAUCGCAAAGUCAGAAUUUAAUGGUGGCUGUAUUUAUUAGUAGAAGAAAGUGUCCACUUAUGAUAAAUCAAACUGCUAUAAAGUACAUAUUUCUAAUUUGGUUUUAGUGGAUGGGUCUAAAUGUUGAU